Molecule: messenger RNA, 2061 nt
Organism: Xyrichtys novacula (pearly razorfish)
Lineage: Eukaryota; Metazoa; Chordata; Actinopteri; Labriformes; Labridae
Source: the annotation of a GenBank genome assembly
CCGGUCUAGCUUUUAUCAGUGUCUUUUCUCACCUAAAGUGUUAUCGCUGUUGUGUUCGACGGGUGUAGUCACACCUCUGUAUCGACCACUUCCUCCUUCACAGAAUUCAACAUUGUUUUGUUUCAGCGAAAAUAAUAAUAAUAGCUCUUUGUAAUCAUCACUGACAUAUAUAGUAAAAAAGAGAAGGCUGACUCUGUGAUUGGCUGGUUAUGUACCUACUCUGCUUUACAAUGAUUGGUCAGAUAUUUUGAAAGCUGAUAAUAUUUGAAAUAUAAGCAGACACUUAAAGGAACAUCAGUGUCAAUAUCUUCCAGACUUACAGCGCCAUACACAAAACAGAGGUCGACUUAUCAACGGAGGUAAGAAAAUAUUGUCAUCUUUCAAAGUAUUUUAAAUGACAACUUUUGUGGGUCAGUUUGGAGUUUAACUGAAAAAUAUGACUAUUUCUUAAAUGUCACAAAACUCCACAUGGGAACUGAUUUGCACAGACAUCUAAUUAUUCAAGAUGCUGCAUAUACAUCCUUACACUGAUGGCUGUGCUGUAUAAAGCAUGCUCUCUAACAAUCUUUGUCACCCUAGACAUGAUGAUUUUCCUGACUGCCACCAUGCUAACUCUUCUCCUGGCUCAUGACCUGAGUGGAAACUCAGCUCCACCUCAUUUCAAUAAUAAACCUUGUCAAAAAAAUAAAAACAACAAUGCAGCUAUAAUGUUUGAUUGGAAACACAUUCUCAGCAAGCCUUUUAAAAGAAGCUCGGAGUCUGCAUGGAAAAAGUAAGUUUACUGGUUAAGACAAUAUUUUCACUGUUAAGUUACACCUGUCUGAUUUUUUAUUGCACUGUCACUACCUAUAUAAAUUUAUUUCACAAGUUUAUGAGAGACGGUUAUUUUUCCUUGAUGCACAUUUUGCAUAUCAAACUUUGAUUGUGUGUAAAUCCUCCAAAAGCCAUAGAGUCAUGAAACUGAGUGGUGUUUAUCUCAUUGUACAGCUACCUAGAAAAGAAAAAUCUCUGCAACAGACCCCGGCAAACAUUCUUUGAGCAGACGGAUGAGGGACUCGUACGGCAGAUCUGUAAUGGUGCUGGCAUGCCCCUGGACAAAAGUUUCUAUGGUAACCUGUGCAUCAGCAAUACCAAUAUACGUCAGUAUGAAGUCAAAGUCAGCACAAACGGGAAGUGUGAAGUUCAAAGACUUAAGAGAUUAAAAAAACGUGUGGUGGUGGCUUGUGAUAAAGUAAAUAACCAGUGCCUCCCGGUACAUUUGGAGAAGUACAGGAACCAAAGUCCAAAUUCAAAAGCCAAACCCUGCAGUCCUCGUCCUUUGCUUCUGGCUUAGGUUUUGGAGGGAUAUUAAACAUUAGAUUCCUGGUUCGAGAUAUUUUAAAGCCACGAUAAUCCUGAUGUAGAAAAUCUGUUGUCAUGACAGCCUUAUAUUCAACCUUUCCAAAUUUCUACAAGUUUUCAUUUUGUAUCUGAGUGCAGUAAAGAUGCAGCAGUAGUCAGCUCACAGCUCAAAAGGUAUGUCUUUGUUUUGGUUGCAGUUUUUGGUUUAGUAUUGUUCUAGUGUUCAAGGGAAUGCUUUUUGGGUUUUUUUCCAGGAAGAGAAAAGGGCAGAGUUUUGGAGAUUCUGUUGAAUCUCCCAAACCUUUUUUUUUAAUCUAAGUUUUACACAAAAACUUUCUUUAUUGCACUCUUUCCUGAUGUAAUAACGCAAAAAAUAGUAUGUUUAUACUACCUGAAUGUAGAGGCAUGUUGUUUGGUCAUUUCAUGGUUGCUUUGAUGUUACAUUAAAGUUUCAUCAUGUCCCAAUUUCUGAAAAGAUGGUGCAUUUCAGUCUAUUUUAUGGGUGAAGUGUGACGUUUUUAUUGUCUUUUAUGUUAUUUGUCUGUCUGUUUGUUGCUCCUUUUAUCAGAUUUUGUAUUUAACCCUCUCUUGUUUUUUUUUUUCACCCUUUUGUUGAACCUUUUCAUUCUCACUUGGAUGCUUUUGAAGUCCACUGACUCCAUUCACAAACUCUCUUUGUUUGGCCCUUUUUCCUCCCUUGAUUAAAUAAUACCGAACGUC